This is a messenger RNA of Coffea eugenioides, 933 nucleotides long. RefSeq lists its product as uncharacterized. Lineage: Eukaryota; Viridiplantae; Streptophyta; Magnoliopsida; Gentianales; Rubiaceae. Bases 1 to 933 code for a protein of 310 amino acids. The transcript has 2 exons. The record is from RefSeq and is a predicted model, not a curated record.
AUGGAGUCUACUCAAGAAUCUGUUAUCAAGGUGAUGAAUCAAGACUUUGUCAAGUUGGAUCGCUUGGAUGGAACCAGAACCAAUUUUAGUAGGUGGAAGGAUAAGAUGAUCUUCUUCUCGACAGUCAUGAAGGUGGCAUGCGUGCUGAACCCAGAUCUUUCAGAAAUUAUUCCUCCAAUAGAUAACGAUUCAGAGGAUUUGAAAAAACAAAAGGAAAAACAUGAAGAAGAUGAAGUGGUGUGUAGAGGUUACAUUCUCAAUACUUUGUCAGAUAGUCUCUAUGAUUUAUUCGCAACCGUCAAGUCACCAAAGGAGAUUUGGACUACCUUUGAGCAUCAACAUGUCAACCAAAAGCAAGGCUCAGAUAAGUUUCUUAUCAAAAAAUACUUUGACUUCAAAUUUAUAAACAAUUCUCCACUUCUUGAUCAAAUUCACAAUUUGCAAGUGAUUGUUUCAAAACUCAAAGAUUUAAAUGUUGAAAUUUUAGAAGCAUUUCAAGUGGGGGCUAUUAUUGUCAAGUUGCCUCCUAGUUGGAAUGACUAUCAAAAGAAAUUGCUCCAUACUUCUGAAAUUUUGACUUUAGAUGGUGUUGUGAAACAUCUAAAUAUUGAAGAAGAUGCUAGAAAUCUUCAAAAGAAAGAUGUGAAUGGUGAAUCUAAAGUGAAAGUGGAGGAUGACUCUAAGGUGAAUUUUGUGAACGAAAGAAAAUAUGACAAGAAACAAAAGACUAGUGGUGUUUCAACUGCAAAUCUUGUUGACAAAAUUUCAGAAAUCGUUGCUAUGAUGUCACUUGGUAUGGUGACUGAAGUGAACAUGAUCACACCUAAUUCUUCCAAGAAUUGGUGGUAUGAUUCUGGUGCAGCCAUUCAUGUGUGCAAUGACAAGAGUCAAUUCAAGAAUUAUGAAAUUCUUGAAAGAUGGCAAAUGGUGUAA